GACUUAUUCAGUGCGAAACUGACAUUGUUGUAUUAUGGCAGACGAAAUGCAUCGAGACAGGGCCACGUCAGAUGAAUAUGUCACCGAUUUGGGAUAUUUCCAUGACUAAAUAUGAUGUCUUCUGUAUAUCCAACAACUGUUCACGAAUGGAUGAACGCUAUUCGCCGCCCAACACCGUAUCGUGUCGGCAAUGCUCGUCUCCACGUGAAAACACGAACUUUGGUGUAUUCAGUAAUGUUCUUAGCCGCAGUCCUUAUUUUGAUGAUAUUCAUAAUUCCGUCUCGUAGAGUGUCAAGAGAGACAUGUAUUGAUGAAGGCAUUCACUUAGAAACUAAUUAUGACUAUACGUAUCCUCUUUCACCUCCCCAGAAAAUGGGAGAUGCGUUGAUGUUCAAAAUAGGAUUGAUAGCUGAUUUAGAUCAAAACUCAAAGAGUGACAAGAAAAAGAACACAUGGAUAAGUUAUCUCCAUGAGGGUAAUUUGACAAUCUCGCAGACAUAUGAUUAUGCAAAUUUUCAGUUAGAUGAGAAUCCCUAUUUACUCAAGUCUUCCUUAUCACAAGGAGGGAGGGGUAUGGAGUUGUCCGAGCUGUUGGUGUUCGAUGGGAAGUUAUGUGCUGUAGAUGACAGGACUGGGGUUGUAUAUCACAUUGUUAAAAGGCAGAUGAUUCCUUGGGUUGUGUUAGCUGAUGGUGAUGGCAAUACACCAAAAGGAUUUAAAAGUGAAUGGGCAACAGUGAAGAACAACCGAAUGUAUGUCGGGGGGCUUGGAAAAGAAUGGACGUCUAUAGAGGGUGUGGUAGAGAACCUGAACCCCCAGUGGGUCAAGUCCAUCGGUCCUGGAGGGGAUGUUCGGCAUGAAGACUGGCAUGUGUACUAUAAUAACAUGAAAAAGGCUGCAGACAUUCAAUUUCCAGGUUACAUUAUCCAUGAGUCAGGAGGGUGGAGUGAAAUCCAUCAAAGGUGGUUUUUUCUUCCAAGGAGGGCAAGUCAUUUAAGAUACACAGAAAAAGAGGAUGAAAGGAGAGGUACAGACCUAAUGUUUAUCGCCAACGAAAAGUUUACAGACAUUAAAGUGAAGCAUAUAGGAGAACUCAGUAAAACAAGGGGAUUCUCCUCAUUUAAAUUCAUUCCAGAGACUAAUGACCAAGUUAUAGUGGCACUCAAGUCAGAAGAGGUGUCAGGGAAAAUUGCUAGUUAUUUAACAAUAUUUAAAAUUGAUGGACAGAUUAUACUGAAAGAGAAGUAUGUAGGUGAUGUCAAAUAUGAGGGUAUUGAAUUUAUAUGAUGUGAAAACGUAAUUUAAAUUUCAAGUAUUUUUGUGUGAAAUGUGUGUAUGGGAUUUCUGAAAUUGUGAUGAUUGAAAUUUGUAUGAACUGUCAAAUCCCCAUGUAGAUAUAAAAGUAUUGUUUUAAACUGAAGUCUUUCAUUAAAUGUAUGUCUGUAAGAAAAUUUUUAUCAUUUGAAUGUGCAUGUUAAAUACUUUUAAAAAGUUUCAAAUUCAGUGCCUGUCAUAUUUUACAUAUCCUACUCCAAACGUCAAACAACAUUGUCUUUGAUAGGGAUUAUCAUAUUGAAAUCACAGUUAUGUGUUUGUAUGCAUAAACAUUAUGGUAAUAAACAUGAAUUAUCCUAUUCUUUAAACUAAGAUUCCCAGGCUGAUGAAAUAUUUUCUAUAAAAAUAUAAAGAGAUUUAAAAAGAGUUGUUUGCUUGUUCAGUUUAAAAUACAUGUAGAACUUCAUUUAAUGAUACAUACACUGCCAUGCAUGUACUGUGUAUCCAUAUUUUAGUGUACCGGUACGUGUUUUAUACCGGAUUUUUUUAAAAUGGAGUAAAUUUUUUGUGGAUUUAAUUGUUCACAACUUCAGCAUUUUUGUAAGGUGGCAAUGAUUGCAAAAUAGCAAAGAAUAUACAGUAUAUAACUUUAAUCAAUAUGUAUUUGAUUUAUAUUUCAUUUGCAUCUUUGAUUUUUAUGAUUCUCCUUAUAGUUCCGUACCAGUAGUAGCAAUAGUAUGUGUAUUCAGGAAAAUGUUGUAGAUUUUUCAUCCAUUGCAAGAAAGGAAAAAUAAAUCACUGAAAAUCUAUGUUCAUAAAGCAUACCACUCAUAAAACUAUGUUUGGUUUUUUAAUGUUUAUAUAAAAUUUUGUUCUGUUUUGUAAAGAGGUUUUUUUUUUAAUUCAGUAUUAUUGAAUAUUGUAUCAAUGUGAUGUCACAAAUAAGCAACUGAAAACUUGCAGAUUUUGUCUUCAUCAGAGUACCAGUUCACCUAUUUACCGUAGUAUAAUUUUUUUUUCUGAUGAUAAUCAAUUCUUUCUACCGAUGUUUUGCAUUAUGUUUGAAAUGCCAGAGUGAUAGUUUCAAAAUAGUAUGUUCAAUUAUGGAAAGCUUGCACAUUUACAGUUAGUUUGGGGAGCAUCAAUGUAUAUCUUUUAUUCAGUUUUGAUUUAUAUGGCCAAUUUUUCAUUUCUUGAAUUUAGGAUGCAGGUUAAAAAGUCAAAUGUUAUUUUUAAUUUGUAUCACAAAGUUGCUUUGAUUGUUGUAAAAAUAUAUUUUCAUAGCUUUUUUUUAAUGGAAUUUAAUACUUGUUCAUAUUUUCUGUUGUGUCUGGCAGUUACAUUUUUGUUCAAAAUGUGUAGCACAUGUAUGUGUUCAUUUAUACAUUGUAAAUUUAAUCGUUCUAUCCUCUUUUUAUUUAUUUAUUUGUUUUUGCAUCAGAUCUUCCACUGUAUGAAUACAUGAUUCAGCAUUAUGUGUAUUUCUUUUCUUUUGUUUUUUGUGUUUUUCUUCUUGGAGAAGAAAUAGAUUUAACAUUAUGUCAAUAUGCUUGUUAAAUAUCAGGUCUUCUUAUGAACUCCCAAUUUAAAUAAAGAUAACAAGUAUAAAGCUGGGA
Messenger RNA from Magallana angulata, 2891 nucleotides. Its product is annotated as soluble calcium-activated nucleotidase 1-like. The record is from RefSeq and is a predicted model, not a curated record. The transcript is spliced from 3 exons. Gene Ontology annotation, molecular function: calcium ion binding; UDP phosphatase activity; GDP phosphatase activity. The coding region runs from base 112 to 1287 and encodes 391 amino acids. Lineage: Eukaryota; Metazoa; Mollusca; Bivalvia; Ostreida; Ostreidae. Gene Ontology annotation, biological process: proteoglycan biosynthetic process.